Messenger RNA from Aspergillus saccharolyticus JOP 1030-1, 1823 nucleotides. Its product is annotated as glutamine synthetase family protein. Gene Ontology annotation, molecular function: glutamine synthetase activity. The transcript is spliced from 6 exons. NCBI's taxonomy places the organism in Eukaryota, Fungi, Ascomycota, Eurotiomycetes, Eurotiales, Aspergillaceae. Bases 1 to 1476 code for a protein of 491 amino acids. The record is from RefSeq and is a predicted model, not a curated record.
AUGGCCGCACCACCCCCCGAUACCGACAGCGACCCCGUCACCCUCGACAACAUCGCCCAGGUGCUCCAACACGACACCCGCGUCAAGCUGGCCGGCGUCGACGUGGACGGCAUGCUGCGCGGCAAACUCAUCUCGAAGAAGAAAUUCCUCUCGAUCGUCGCCGACGGAUUUGGCUUCUGCUCCGUGAUUUUCGGCUGGGACAUGCACGACCGCACCUACUUCAAGGAGCUGGCCAUCAGCAACAAGGAGAACGGGUACCGCGAUCUGGUGGCCGUGCCGGAUCUGCGCAGCUUCCGGCGCAUCCCCUGGGAGAACAACAUCCCCUUCUUCCUGGUCAGCUUCUUCGAUCCCGACACGAAGGAGCCGGUGUGCGCCUGUCCGCGGGGGUUGCUGCGGACCGCGCUCGGCCGGGUCGAGGCGGCCGGGUACCGGGCGAUGGCUGGUGCGGAGUAUGAGUUCUACCACUUUCGCGCACCCAGCACCCACGCCGACCCGAAGCAGAACGCCUCCGCCACGGCAACCUUCCUGAAAGAGAACCCCGUCGAGGCACUACCAUCGUUGACGGAGGGCAUGUUUGGGUACAGUCUGACGCGGCCGACGCAUAACCAGGAGUAUUAUUACGGGGUAUUCGACGCAUGCGAGCAAUUCAACUGCGAGAUCGAGGGGUGGCACACGGAGAGCGGGCCGGGGGUGUAUGAAGCGGCGCUCCAAUUCGGCGAAGCCAAAGACAUGGCCGAUAAAGCGGGACUCUUCAAAUACGUCGUCAAAUCCCUCGGCACCAAACACGGCAUCACGCCCACCUUCAUGGCCAAACCGCGCGAGGGCCUCCCCGGCAACAGCGGCCACAUGCACAUCUCGUUAGUCACGCAAGACGGCACGAACGCGUUCUACCGCGAACAACCCGACCCCAACCCGCCGUACCCGGACGUGGCGCACCUCUCCGAUCUGGGCCGGCACUUCCUGGCGGGGGUGUUGGAGGGCCUCCCCGACAUCAUGCCCAUGUUCGCGCCGACGGUCAACUCGUACAAGCGGCUGGUCGAGAACUUCUGGGCGCCCGUGACGGUGUCCUGGGGGCUGGAGCACCGCGCGGCGUCGAUCCGGGUGAUCGCGCCGCCAACGGCCAGUCCCAAGGCGACGCGGCUGGAGGUGCGCGUGCCGGGGGCGGAUGCGAACCCGCAUUUCGUGCUGGCGGCGGUGGCGGCGCUGGGGUGGCGCGGCGUGCAGAAGAAGCUGGAGAUCCCCGUGCCGCCGCUGUCGAAGGGGGAUGAGAUGGGCGGGGCGAGCGACGCCGGGGUGCGGCUGGCGAAGUCGCUGCGGGAGGCGGUGGCGGCGUUCAUGCGCGAGGGGAGCGUGGCGCGCGAGGUGUUUGGGGAUGCGUUUGUGGAGCAUUUUGGAGGGACGAGGGAGCAUGAGUGUCGGUUGUGGGAGGAGGCGGUGACUGACUGGGAGGUGCGGCGGUAUAUCGAGACGGUUUAGGGUGCAUAGUAGAGGAGGAGGAGGCGGGCUACGGAUAAAUCAUGAGUUACGACUGCGACUGGAUGAUUGAGUUCUACAAUGUGCAUAGAUAUUACGUGACUAAAUCAGAUGAACGACUUGAAAUCGGCCAUCGUUCGACACCACACGUAACAAUGAGCGAGGAGCAACAGCACAUACUCAGCUACCAACAGCACAUAGAAACUUAUACUACAGUGAAGAGCAUCCAUAAACAAUCCAAUGCAAAGAAUUCAAUUCAUUAUUUUAAAACACGGGUUCCAUACUCCAUAUCACAAGUAGGCAACCCCCACCCCCAAGUCCAUAUACACUAUACAAUUAACCCACCCCAU